CGCGCGGCCGGCCCCGCGCUCGGCGCUGCUAGAGACCCGGGCCGCGGCACUCGCUCGGAUCUCUGGACCCCCUCUCUUUUUUCCAGCCGUCCCGCUUGGUACGGCCCGUGUCCCGGCGCUCCCUCCCCGCCCUCCCCCUCGGGCCGGAGGCUCUUGGUGCGGCCCGGGAGAGAGAACCAGGUCAUCUGUCGGUUCCUGUGAAAACAAAAACAAUCGGCGGCGGCCACAGCAGCAGCAGCAGCAGCAGUAGUAGUAGCAGCAGCAGCAGCGGGCCGGGGGCGAGGGGCGAGCCGGGGCGUCAUGGAACCGGGGGACGCGGGCAGCCCGGGGCCCCGUCAGCGCCGCCGCCGCCGCUGAGCCUCCCCAGCCGCCGCUUCAGCCGCCGCCGCGGCCGCCGCGAGGAAGACGCUGAGGCCCCGGAGCGGGCCCCCGGGCCGGAGGGGACUGGGAGGGGACUGGAAGAGGACGCGGCCUCGGGACGGCCCGGCAUGGAUCAGUGCGUGACGGUGGAGCGGGAGCUGGAGAAGGUGCUGCACAAGUUCUCGGGCUACGGGCAGCUGUGCGAGCGUGGCCUGGAGGAGCUCAUCGACUACACGGGCGGCCUCAAGCACGAGAUCCUGCAGAGCCAGGGCCAAGAUGGUGAAUUAUCAGGGACACUGUCACUUGUUUUGACACAGUGCUGUAAAAGAAUAAAGGACACAGUCCAAAAACUGGCUUCCGAUCACAAAGACAUCCACAGCAGUGUUUCCCGGGUUGGAAAAGCCAUUGAUAAGAACUUUGAUUCUGACAUCAGUAGCGUGGGAAUUGAUGGCUGUUGGCAGGCAGACAGCCAGCGGAUCCUCAAUGAGGUGAUGGUGGAGCACUUUUUCCGACAAGGAAUGCUGGAUGUAGCUGAGGAACUCUGUCAGGAAUCUGGAUUGUCUAUAGACCCAAGUCAAAAAGAACCAUUUGUGGAAUUAAAUCGAAUAUUGGAAGCAUUAAAAGUCCGAGUUCUGAGACCUGCUUUGGAAUGGGCAGUAUCAAAUCGGGAAAUGCUCAUGGCCCAAAACAGCUCCUUGGAAUUUAAGCUGCACAGAUUGUAUUUCAUUAGCUUAUUAAUGGGUGGAACUGCAAACCAGCGGGAAGCAUUGCAAUAUGCAAAAAAUUUUCAGCCAUUCGCCCUAAACCACCAGAAAGAUAUUCAGGUCUUGAUGGGGAGCCUCGUGUAUCUGAGGCAGGGCAUCGAGAACUCGCCCUACGUUCACCUGCUUGAUGCAAACCAGUGGGCAGACAUCUGUGACAUCUUCACUCGGGACGCCUGUGCCCUGCUGGGGCUGUCGGUGGAGUCACCACUCAGUGUUAGCUUCUCAGCGGGCUGCGUAGCCCUGCCGGCUCUGAUUAACAUCAAGGCGGUGAUUGAGCAGAGACAAUGCACGGGCGUUUGGAACCAGAAGGACGAGCUGCCUAUCGAAGUGGACCUUGGUAAAAAGUGCUGGUAUCACUCUAUAUUCGCUUGUCCCAUUCUUCGUCAGCAAACAACAGAUAAUAAUCCACCUAUGAAGUUGGUCUGUGGUCAUAUUAUCUCAAGAGAUGCGCUGAAUAAAAUGUUUAAUGGUAGCAAGUUAAAAUGCCCUUACUGCCCGAUGGAACAAAGUCCGGGAGAUGCCAAACAGAUAUUUUUCUGAAGAAAUAACUUCAAACGCCACUUGUAAGUGACCCUCGGAUUGCAGGCGCAUUUCAGAGCACCAGACAGUACUCGCUGCAUUUGCUGCCACAGACUGUGGACACUUCCGAACCCUGGUCAGCGUUUGAGUGUGCCCACCCCGAGGGCGAGUGCUCCUGAAUUUACCUUACCAUAGGGCUUUAUUAUACUCUUGGUCUUCAUUUCUGAUCAAGUAAACACACCAGCAGUUGUCAUUCAAUGCCGGUUUUUGUACUUAAUUACGUGGUGAUUUUUUUACUUUUUAAGAGCAGAAAUGAGAAAUCGCCCUUCCCCUGUGUUGAAUAUUUCUCCUGCUUUUAUUCUGUCGUCCUCUUCUUGAUGAUUUUCAUCCUUGAAGAACGUUUGUGAAAAAGUUUUAUUUCCUGUUAUGUGUACAUAAUUAAAAAUUCUUCAGAAAAAGUUUGAUAAACUAAAUAGUGCUAUAGAACUAAUUUGUAUUUUUUGCUUAAAGAAGAAAACAAGCUGUGAUGUAUUCUGAGUCUGCUUUCAGAAGUUUCCCUCCGCCCCUUCUUCGUGCAGCUCUUGAAGUCAGACAUACAUACGCCCAGAUGUCUGUCUGUCUGUGGCCCUUCCCCCAGGCUGGCUGGUGGAAUGGCCGCUGAGCUGAGGGUGCAUCUUCUGCCGGAGAGAAUGGAAUGGGCAGCCGUGGGUGUUGGGGCUUGUUUCCAGAGAAGGCUUGGUAAAGGGGCUGUGGGUGGCCGGCCUGGGCCCGGAAGCUUGCUCCCUGGAGAGUUGUCGUUUGAGUACAUUGUUGUAUGUGACAGACACCAGCGCCGGGCUGUUGGAUUCUUUACUGUCUCUUUGAAGGGAAGAUGCACGUUCCAGUCGUAGGCUUCACUGUUUUCAGUCCUGUAAAGGAGAAGCUAACUUAAAUCAGUCACUCAGAAUAUGUUUGCUUGUUACUGUUUGUACUUUAGCUGUCACGCGCUCACGUUCUCUUCUGCAGUCUGUCACCUCAUUGACUCCUGAUACAGAUCCUUCCCUUUUCCCUCUGAAUGCACUGUCCCAAAGUUUGCCAUUUGGCAUGUCAAGGUAACUGUAAAGAAUCUUUCUUUGUCUUGUGAACUCUAUGGAGAAGAACUCUUGGGAGAGAAAACACGGCUUCACUGUAUUGGUGUCACACAUUGUGGAGAAGAAUGUUAUUGGGAAAUCUGCGUUUUUGAAAUCCUGUUUUUUUGGACUUGGAACUGGACACCAAUGUCAAAACUCCUCAGGAGGAGUGAAGGAGGAGGAGGAGGAUGAUGACAACAGCACAGGAGGCGUUUGAGGUUUCAGGACAUCAUCGCCAAGGUUGACUUGGCUGUUAAAAGCACUUGGGGUGGGGUUGGGCUAGGCUGAGUGACCAGGUAAGCUGGUAGAAUAAUCUCCUGUGCAGCAUUUGGACCUUUGCUGGCACGCGAUGUUUGGCAUGAAGUGUUGGAUGGCCCGGGGAGAGAGAAUGCCAACACAUUCUGUUUGAACUUAGCCUGGGGCUCAGGGGUGAAACAUGAGACUCUCCUGGGCUGGUUGAGCAGAUUUUCAGAAUCUUCAGUUUACUUGGUUCUCAUGUUAAUUUGGAUAAGAUCUGAAAUAAGAGGGUUUUGCUUCUUUUGCCCUAAAUGUUUGUGUUGUCUUCUGCUCACAGCAGAAAAACUCCCGCAAGUCACUUGACAACCACAGUCGGUGGGGGGGUGGGGGAGGGGAGCUACUCAUAGCCAAUGUAGGGAAGAAGCAGUUUAAAGGAAUUCUAGGGUAUUUGUCAAGUCUCUGCUUUUUCCCUCAACAAAUUUAGCCCCAAAUGUUUUCCCUUCCACCCCUGCCGAGCUAAAUUUAGUUUUAUUCUGACCAUAUUCUCUUCUUUGAACUUUCUAUGCCUAUAUGACAUUUAGAAUUUAUGGAAAACCUUAAAAAUACCUAGAAAAAGGUUGUCGGUGCUUGGUGGACUAGACAUUUCUGAGAGCAGACACAUGCUGUUUGCAAGACCAUAAGCCAUAGACUUGCUUCAAGUUUUAUUUAUCCCAGUGCUAGAAAUUUUGUUAGAUUUGUAGCUCAUAAAAAGUGUAUAGAGAACAUGACUUAACUAAAGCAUCUGGAUUUGAGUCCAUUCCCCUAAGGCAGUGUUAGGGCCUUAGGAUAUGAAAUUAAAUUUUGGUGUAGGUGAUGACUUAGUUUCAAAACCAUUUUGAAUGAAGAUAUGCUUUAUAAAGCACAGCAUGUGUUGUUAAUUCACUUAAGGCUAGAUGCUUUGGAGAAAAGUAUUUGAAGAGGCUGCGGGCUGAGCUUUUGUAUAUGGUAACCAAAGAAGAUGAAGACCUUCUGAUUCUGGCAAUACUUCACCGACAUAGGAGAUGUCCCCAUGGCAGCUGAUGCUCACACGUCCUCAGGGUGCAGAAGAGGGGCGUGGUGUCUGUGUGCAGGUGGGGGUGUGCAAGCGUGCCUGGGGCCUGCCUCUCCCCUGUCAGAUGUUGAUGGUACAGUCAGGGUUUUUUACAGGGUUAACAGCAAGCCACAGGAAUACAGUGUGAAGUCAAAGCCGUUUCCAAAUGGUUUCUCCAAGUUUUGAAUUUGAAAGUUUUCUUGUGAGUCCUCAUGGACAUGGGCCACACUACUAUGCUAAGCCAAUUGAGACCUUACUCUCUAAACCUCAAGUGCUGGCCUGUGGCCAGCCUUGCUCUUUUCCCAGGACAGCUUUCAAGUGGCUCCAGUUGUUUUCACCAUUUUCACUUGUAUGCAAUUCGUUCAAGGUGCCACUGCUUUUGCUCUAGUGGUGAUCAUCUGAGUUACUUUGAAAAGUGAAAGAUUUGUCACAUAUAAAUGAACGGGUAUUGGUGCUUCUUGGGACACAAGAGCCACCUCACAUUCAUAGGGUGUAUGAGUAUAUAAGUGUGCGAGUAUUUAAUUGAAAAUAUGUUGCUAGAGAAACACAGCCUUGGUUGUGAUUCCAUAGAGCCGCUCUCUACAGAAACACUAACAUCCUCUAUACGGCCGUGUGUGGGAAGGAUGACUCCCUUUCUCCCAAAGCUAGUCUAGCAGAGCUGAGGCUGAAGCCGCCUGCUGCUGCUUGGGCCGCAUAGUGCAUUUCCACGGUUCUUCAGCAUCUGAGCUGGAAUGGGCUGUUUCUCAACCGGGAGAGUCUGCUUAGACAAGCCGCUGGUACAAGGCAUUUGGGUAAACUGGCAGCCUGUCAGUUUGUCUAGUCAGCUGACUCCAGUUAUCAAAGAGGGGGCAAGGGGUGGGGGGUGGGGGGCGGGGGUUGGGGGUGGUUUGCUUAACUUCAUCAAUAGGAUGGAAGCCAGAUCACUUGGAUCACUCAGAAGGGCAGUCUCCGUGACUGCAUUGAUCACCAGCCAUCUCCGGGGAGGCUGGGGAGCUGCCCUGAGGUGGAGUUCAGGUGUGGGCAGGUUUUAUACAUACAGUACAUUCAUGUUUACCUUAAGCAGGUACAAGAUUCAUGAAACCUUGGUAUUGAGUUGUAAGCAGUUAGAUACCAAAAAUUGGUAGAAUGACACAUGCAUUUGAAUAGUAGAUGAGUCAUUUGCUUUGCAGUGUGCAUUUUUACAGCCAUUGUUCUUCAAAACCAGGGGAGAGACUGAGUUUGAUUUUCAGAACAUUCUCUGUCCCAACCCCCUCAGUUUUCAGCUACAGUGAUCAUAUCAUUUAUUUUCUCCCAGAAGGGAAUGAAAAAGGAGAAGAUAGUUGGCUUAGCAACAUUUCUUUUGUUAGCUCUAUCUCAUGGUUAGUGGGAAUCUACACUUGCUAAGGCCUCUGCUUCUACAAUUUCUCUUUUCCCAAUAAGCCAGGUAUGGAGUUCCCUAGGACGUAGUAGUGCCUAAUCCUCUUGUGGGGAGAGGGUGUGAUGAGUGUGAGAAACUGGGUGUAUGUAUUAAGGGGGGUGUGCGCAUGGGUUUGAAAUGGAACAGGAAGGACCUCCACAUUCAGGUCUCUUGGGAGGGCCAGAAGUUUAGUGUAUAGUUUCCUCAGGAUUGCAGGCUGUGUGCAUGUGUGGUAUUUUCCCCCACUCUUAGGUUUUCUUUUUUAAACCUAUGUUGAAAGCAAUGUCAUCCAAUCAUCUUGUUCAUAUGCCUCAGGAUUGUAUUUCUUUUGCUUCUUUUGUGCUGUAGGGUUCAAUAGUAUUUCUAUAAUUAUGUAACAAAAAUAGUGUUGCACUGUAUUGUAUCAUAUAGAGCUAUAUGUAUGAAAUUUGAUCGUUUUUUAAAAAUAUAUGUAUCUUUGCAAAGGCACAAUAAAGCUGCAUCUUAGAGACUAUAGGCAAUAAUAACAAUAACAUUGGCUAACAAUAAACAUUAUUUAACACAUGAAUUGUGAAA
Messenger RNA from Trichosurus vulpecula (common brushtail), 6009 nucleotides. It is a transcript of the gene RMND5A, whose product is annotated as required for meiotic nuclear division 5 homolog A. Gene Ontology annotation, cellular component: nucleus; cytoplasm; GID complex. NCBI's taxonomy places the organism in Eukaryota, Metazoa, Chordata, Mammalia, Diprotodontia, Phalangeridae. The coding region runs from base 489 to 1664 and encodes 391 amino acids. Gene Ontology annotation, biological process: proteasome-mediated ubiquitin-dependent protein catabolic process. Gene Ontology annotation, molecular function: protein binding; ubiquitin protein ligase activity. The record is from RefSeq and is a predicted model, not a curated record. The transcript is spliced from 9 exons.